AUGAAGUCUGCCCAUACAUGGCAUCGAUCACAUAAUGCCGCUAGUCUAGUUAGAGAAGCCAAAGCAGCGAUGACGGCCGAAAAGACAUUGGAAACGGCUAAGGAGUUCUUGGCUAAACUGGAGAGGAAUGUUAACAUGGGAAAGGUUGAUGAGGAGGAGGAUGAAAAGACGAGAAAGAUGAGUAAGGUUAUUACAAACCUUUGUAACGAGUUGGAGAAGAGUAACAAAAACAAUGAUGAGAAUGACGGUAAGGUUUAUAUCAGUUUAUAUUGUUUUAUAUGAAUAAUGGGCAUUGGUUAAGAUUCAAGAGGUUUUAAAUCAUUUUAAAAUGCUAAAUUGAUUCUAAAUUAUCUUCAAGCUUAUGAAAACAACUUCCAGCCUCACAAUUAAUCGCUGACGACCUUAUUUUAGAUUAUCUAGAGAAUGCCAAAGAAAUGAGGGAAAGAGACGGUUCAGCUACAGAACUUCGACGUCGAUUGAAUUCAAAUACGAUGAGAAGGAGUGCAAUGGGUUCUCAAAUCUUCAGUACGUAUCCAAGUCAAAAUUCUCUUUCGGAGUCUGAGAAUGAAUACGAUGACACAUUUUAUGGAUUAAAUGAUUCUGACGAAACUGUCAAGGUUGAGGAGAUCUACAGGGCCAAAGCACCGGUAUGUUUUAUAUUUUUAUUUAUUAUUUGGGACAAUUACUUAGAAUGGCUACUUUAGCUCUAGUAAACAAAGGCUUCUUUAUAUUAUAGUAGGUUGUUUUCUUUUUAUUAAUUAAAUUUUAAAAUUUGUGGCCGGCCAAUCAAUUGAUUUUAAAUAUUUUAGUGGUUUAUUAGAGCCAUAACUCAUAUAUUGUUCUUUCUCACAGCAGCCGGAUCUGUGUACGGUGGUGCUAUUCUACUCCAAGCAAUGGAGCCAGAAGCUAAGAAGAUUCCGUUGAUCAAAGUUAUUUUAAAUUGUUUCGAUGCUGGUGCUCGAAUUGGAUGGGGUGCGAUGCCUCCAAUAUCAACUCAAGGAAGAAUAUUCAUGACAUUUUACAAUAUUUAUAUCGCCAGUCUUGUUAAUGCUCUUAUUGCGACUAUUGGAAGUGCUAUAACCAACAUUUACUGUAUUCAUUGGCCGGUUUUAGUGGCGAGGCUGCAGGGAAAGGUAGGUUUUUGUUUAUAAGAUGGUUAACGUGAAUAUUGGUCUAAGAAUGGAAAGAAGCGUUUAGAAUAUUGAACUAAUGUUGUUAUAGGACCCGAAGGUUCAUGAUAUUGGCUACGUGAUGUCGAUAAAAGUGUUGUUGUACUUCAAUGUGAUCAUGAUACUUUUUGGAUGGUAUUUGUGGAGUUAUCAAUUUGAAAAGAUUAGCUUGGUUAACACUACUUAUUUUUCGUACGUUUUGAUAUUUUGAAUGAUAUAGCAUACAAUUACUAUAAAAAAAGGUUUUCUUAACUUAGUAGUCACCUCAUCAAACUCAUUAGUUACCUUAUCAACCUUACAGUGUGAUGACAAUGAUGGCAGCGGCCUUUGGCGACGUUCAUCCCGAUCCACAAACUCAUGGUGAACUGAUUGUACUCAUGUUGUAUUUCCUAGUCGGUAUAGCUAUUUGGAGUGGUAUAUUGGUCAUUCUCACCCAUUAUGUAGAGAUCUACUACAUAGAGAAGAUGCGAGACCUUUUGCGAUGGAUCUAUCUCAAGUACAAGAAUAGAGGGACAACUUGUGAAGAGUGUGAUUGUAAACAUUGA
Molecule: messenger RNA, 1714 nt
Organism: Bursaphelenchus okinawaensis
Lineage: Eukaryota; Metazoa; Nematoda; Chromadorea; Rhabditida; Aphelenchoididae
Source: the annotation of a GenBank genome assembly